AUGCUACACAGAUCUUCUUCUUUUACUCAGGAAAAAAUCAGAAAGAGAAAUUGCCUUUGGAUUUUCAGUCUGCAAACUGGUAUCUCAAUUCUAAUUGUGGUAGAUCUGUUCUCUCUGGCUGCUCUUGUAUCACUUUUCAUAUAUUCUACCAUUGAUGAUGUAAAUAAUGCUGGCAAAAGAACCGGAUAUUUAUCCUUCUAAAUUUUCACAGACGGAAUCAUUGUCAUGCUCUUUGCUUCUAAAUGUUAUUUUGGUUUCCAGUUUUUAAGCUACUCAUGCUGCCUAAAAAAGACUAAAGUUAGAUCUAAGACAAUGAAAAAAUCAAGUGAUCAAAAUAACUCACAAAAUGCUGAGGGUUAUUCAAAUCUAAAUUUGGAUAGGUUUAAAAUGCAGAAAACAAAAAAUGAGAGAAGACAGCUUAGCAGAUACUUUAUUUUUUCAGUCGUCACUUACUUCUUUACAAUAAUUUAGAGCUCUUCACUCGCAAUCAUAUUUAUAUACGAGGCUAGCUAACUUUACAAAGUUGUUGCACUUGCUGUUUGUGCCAUUUUCGCCUUAAUAUAUGUUCAGAGGAAGAUAUUCUAAUUGUUGGAGGAAAAAGACACAGAACUUAGAUUGAGAUCUGUUAAAAGAGGUGUUGAUAACAUUGAUACUCUUGGAAGUGAAGAUGAUAAGGAUUCUGAAAGAGGUAGUCACUAUAAACCUCCUGCUGAAAACUCAACAGAUAAGAGUUACAGGAUCAGAAAUCAAAUGGAUUGA
Messenger RNA from Stylonychia lemnae, 759 nucleotides. The record is from the annotation of a GenBank genome assembly. Lineage: Eukaryota; Ciliophora; Spirotrichea; Sporadotrichida; Oxytrichidae.